GGUUCACAUUAGACUUUAACAUUUAGAAGAAACGGCCAGGUGGCACCAUGCCCACAUCACAUGACAAUCCCAGCAGUGGAGACCCCACAGGCGCAUCACGAUAUCGAAAAAAAUAUUUUGCACGACAGUUUCUCCACCGCUGCCGUCGCCCUCACGAAGCUUUACCAGGAAUCCAGCAACGCCUACGAGGAUAGUUAUCGCGAUGCGUUGCUUUACGUUCACCACAACGUUUUGUUGACAUCACGCGCGUCCAACGGCAUGUUAAACAGCGGAGGGGGGUUCGUCUCCCCGGAUUCGACGGUGACUUCGCAGAAGUUGCUGAAUUUUAUUCAAAAAAUGUUGAAACUGCGUAAGGAGCGCGUUGCGUGUGCGCGCGGUACGGCGGAGGGGCGCUGUCGACCACGCGAUCACUCUUGGGUGGGGGAGAAGGACUCUCUCUCCCCCCUCUAUAGCCCCCGCUCAACCCAUGCCGACUUUUUCAGAAUCCCACACUCUUUUGAAUAG
Molecule: messenger RNA, 504 nt
Organism: Phytomonas sp. EM1
Lineage: Eukaryota; Euglenozoa; Kinetoplastea; Trypanosomatida; Trypanosomatidae
Source: the annotation of a GenBank genome assembly